UCAGCCUGCCCUUCCUAUAGUGUUACUCAUGACACCAGAGAUGCUGCGUUUGCUUCUUCUGCUGCUGCUCUCCAGGCUAUGGCAACAGUCUUUGGCUGAGGAUCCAGAAUACGAAAUUAAAAUACAACAGUCUGUGACAGUACAGGAAGGACUGUGUGUCUCUGUGCCCUGCUCCGUUUUCUACCCUUGGAAUUCCCAGACACAAUCUGGCCCAGCUUAUGGCUACUGGUACCAGUAUGGAGUUGACAUUGCAGUGGAUGAUGCAGUGGCUACAAACGACCCCAGGAAACGAGUGCAGGAGAGGACCAAGGGCCGAUUCCAGCUCAUAGGGGACCCUCAGGCCUACAACUGCUCUUUGAGCAUCACAGAUGCAAAGAAGGAGGAUAGUGGGUCAUAUUUCUUUCGAGUGGAGAGAGGUGACUUCGUGAAACACAAUUUCCGAGAACAGAAACUUUUCCUGAGUGUUCCAGCCCUGACCCACACACCUGAGAUCCAGGUCCCAGAGAUGCUGAAAUCUGGGUCCCCUGGAGAGGUGAUCUGCAGCGUACCAUGGGCCUGUAAGAAGGGCACCCCACCAAAAUUCUCCUGGAAAGGACCUGCCAUCCGUUCCUCAGUCCGCAACGACCACUGGUCCUCAGUACUCACCUUCACCCCUCAGCCACAUCACCACGGCGCCAUCCUCACCUGUCAGGUGGACUUCCCCAGGGCUGGUGUAACAGUACAGAGAACCAUACAGUUCAAAGUCUUCUAUGCUGCACUCUCUGUGAAAAUCAGUAUUUUUUGGAGAAAUUGCACAGUGCCCCAAGUCCCAAUGACCAUAAGCAAUGACACAUCACUGAUCGUCCAGGAAGGCCAGUCCUUGCGUCUGGUCUGCAUGGCUGACAGCAACCCCCCUGCCUCUCUGAGCUGGUCAUGGAAGAGUAGGGACCUGAAUCCCUCUCAGGUCUCAGUAUCCGGGGUCCUGGAACUGCCCUCUGUAGGAGCUGAGGAUGAAGGAGAAUUUACCUGCCGAGUUCGUCACCCUCUGGGCUCCCAGGACUUGUCUUUGAACCUCUUUGUGCAGAGAAUCCCAUGCUUUUACCUGUGUGCAGCUGAGAACCAGGAUGGCUCCUGGCCCUUCUUCCUCACCCUCAUCAGAGCAGUUGCCAUGGGCGCUGGCUUCUUCCUCACCUAUGUCUUCACCUGGAUCUACUAUACAAGGUGUGGAAGUGCCCAGGAGCAGCAGUUUGUGAUGCCUCGCCGACCACCUUCUUUCUGAUUCUGGAGAGAGCUGUGGACAUGAAGCCCCAGUGGACAGGUGUGGGAACAUUACUGUCAGUAUUUCACUGGAAAUUCUCAAAUGGCGCCAACAGUGACCAUUGGAGCCCAUCGUCAAGAUCUGGUCCCUGUGUCUACGUCUGGUCCUCAGACAAAUCCCAGUUUUGCAGGACUUGUCCAAUUGCCACUCCAAAGCUCCCUAUUAGAUGCUUUUGUAAAUGGGGAAGGGAGGAGGGAUUGAAGGGAGGGUUAGGGGAUGGGAAAGAUCAAGUUAUAUCAUGUACAGGUACAAUUCUUGAUGCUGAUUGUGAUCAUUAUGUAUAUCUGAAAUGUACCAAUAAAAAAACCACAGUUACCAUGUUAGGACUGCCCUGUUUGUAAAUCAACCUGUGGAUUCUGUUGCAUAUCAGGUUAGUUCUCUUUCUCCCAUAAAUCCACACUUUCUUAUGAUCACCUACGGAGGGCAGAGGGAAGCUCAGGAUUGUCAUGGUUGCAAAUGCGGAUGAGAGCCAUGCCGUGCCUGAGGACAGGAAUCCCCAUCUGUGACCACACUGAUGCUGAGCAAUCAACUCCUCCUCUGUCUCUGGGCUCCACUGAAAGUUCCCCUUCUGUGCAUCCCCAGAGUAGUGUUGUGGACCCAGAGAACAUAGAUGCAUCUAUCCUUUUCCUACUCUCAUGCUUACACCCAUCAGGGACUCUCGUCCUCAUGGAGAUUGUGUUAGAUUUGGAAUAUGGAGAAUGAGACCUUGCUUAGUGUGUUACUCUUACAAGUGUAUCAUUCAGGUUUCUCCAGAGAAACAGAUGCUAGAGUGUCCCCAGAAGUGUACAUUGGAAACUUCAUUGUCAGGUAAUAUGGAAAUUGGACUGGAGGUUGGACCUUUGGGAGGUAAUUAGGAAUAGGUGAGGCUGUGAGAGUGGGGGCCCCAUCAUGGCAUUAGUUCAUCUAUGAGAAGAGGAACAGAGACCCCAGGCUGUGUGUUUGCUCUGUCUCAGCAUGUGAUGUCCUCUUCCUUGCUGCCUUGCAGCUAAGAGACCCUCAUCAAAUGAAAAGCUGAUUCCAAAACCGUGCCCCUUACCUUCCCAAACUCUGAAGCUGUGAUCCAAAUA
Messenger RNA from Chinchilla lanigera (long-tailed chinchilla), 2364 nucleotides. Its product is annotated as sialic acid-binding Ig-like lectin 14. The coding region runs from base 29 to 1258 and encodes 409 amino acids. Gene Ontology annotation, biological process: cell adhesion. The record is from RefSeq and is a predicted model, not a curated record. Lineage: Eukaryota; Metazoa; Chordata; Mammalia; Rodentia; Chinchillidae. Gene Ontology annotation, molecular function: sialic acid binding. Gene Ontology annotation, cellular component: plasma membrane. The transcript is spliced from 7 exons.